Cladophialophora yegresii CBS 114405 is the source of this 2553-nucleotide messenger RNA. RefSeq lists its product as uncharacterized. The coding region runs from base 1 to 2553 and encodes 850 amino acids. The record is from RefSeq and is a predicted model, not a curated record. The transcript has a single exon. Gene Ontology annotation, molecular function: protein binding. Lineage: Eukaryota; Fungi; Ascomycota; Eurotiomycetes; Chaetothyriales; Herpotrichiellaceae.
AUGUCCGCGCCGAAACCUCCUGUUGCUUUCAAGGACCACUGCUCCAUCAUCCACGAUGGAGUCAUCUAUGUCUAUUCACCCGACGCGUUUCAGACUUUGGAGUUGAAGGAAGGCGCAAAGUGGAAAGAGCAGGCGAAUGGAGUAUCGGUGACAGGAGCCGUGUGUGUCAAGGGAGGUGUCGAUGGGGACAAUUCGAAAGCGGCUCUGUACGUCGUCGGUGGUGCUACGAAUGCGUCAACAACAGAUUACACUGGGCUGCAGCGCUACUCAAUCCAGGACAAGUCGUGGCAGACUGUUGUGCCCGUCGUCAACGUCACCCAGAAUCGCUUGAACCAUGGGGCAGCAUAUCUGGAAUCAUCGUCCACUCUCGUGGUCUAUGGAGGAUCCCAAAAUGGUGAUUCGGGGCCGUCUUCUGAGACCUUCACUGUCGGGCUGUACCCGCCAUAUACGGUGCUUGCAUACAGUUCCAUUGCACCCCCGACGGCCAGUCCUUUCAUGCUACCAUACAGCCAGGACCGCACCCUGAUGGUCGGUGGCAGCUCGUUCAACGACAAGACCUUUACUUUCGACCCUACAAAUGGAUGGCUGGAUCUCGGAUUGACAUUACCAGCUCCACUACCGGAUCGCUCAGCUGCGCAAUGUGCUCUUUUCACCCUUCCAGACGGUAGUGUGAUUCUUCAGACAUUUAAUCUGGGCCAGACACCGACGACAGUGACAACAAACGUCCUACAGAACCCUGGCGGUGCCCCCGCAUCCUUUGGCCAAACCGCUGGAGGGAGUAGCGCAAUGCCGAGUGCAUCCUCUGCACCCAUACCGGCUUCGAAAUCGAGAAGGCAGACAUCGCUUGGAACUUACCCAACCUAUAACGAUACCCUUGCGCCCUCCACACGCCGAACAGGGACCAGCCUGGCACAAGGUGAGGACGGACUCGUGGCUCUAAUAGGAGGUAACGAUGACGACCCGCUGCUUUUCUUCAAUCAAUCCGGCAACGGUUGGAUAGCGGCGUCUCAGCUUCUCGGGACGCAGCAGGUCCCUUUAGCUACUCCAUCAUCAACCGUACCUCCCGCCACUUCUACUGCAUCAACUACUCCUGCUGUGUCGAGUCCUUCGGGCAGCAAGACACAAGGUCUCACUGUCCUCGGAGCUGUACUGGGUGGUAUCUGUGGGGCCCUGGCAAUUCUGCUCCUUCUACUUCUGUGGCGCAGAUCAAGCCGGAGGAAGCGCAGGGCCGAAGCCGACAAGGAGGAGGACUAUCCGGACGACAAGAAGCGGGAAGCAGGAUACAACUACGAAGAACGAGGCCUGGGACCGUUAGCCGCGGCUGGGCAGCCCAUGGGGAGAAGUCCAGUUCCUUCUGCCUACAUAGCAGAAGCGGACACCACUGGUAUGUUGGGUGUGGCCCGACCAGACCCAGCUUCGCUGGUUCGCCGUGUCUCCUCCGAUCGAAUGAAGGCCGAGUAUCGCGGAUCAGGCAUCGGCUUUGGACAGGCCCUUUUCAAGCGAGAAAAGGACAGAGAACAGCCCAAGCUUUCCAUCUCCAAGCCCAUGAUGCCGAUUCUCAAUGACUACAAAGAACGUCCGAGCAUUGAACUCGGCAAAGCAACACCUGUCGGCAGCCCUGGACCAGCUGUAGCCGUUCCAUCACCAAAAGCUGCCGUGCUGACCAAAAAGCCAUCCCAAAGGAAGACAGACGAAGGCUGGGGCAAGUACUUCCAGGCUGAUCGGCCAUCCCCAAACAGGGCGACAUUCUUGACGAGGAGUUCCGGGCAAAAGAGCGGCUUCUGGCCCGGGUCGGGUAAUCCUGAAAACGCCACCACCAGAUCUCCCAAGUUCAUGCUUCGAGACAGCAUCGGUAACCCCCUGGAAGCGCAAAAUGUCGCCGCGGGCAGUCCUAGCCUUGAACGUGGGCCCUCAAACCUGCAGUCGAGAGGUUUGCAGUCCGUACAAGGUAUGACCGGGCACAUCUCCCGUGCAAGCUCGGUGAGGACAGAUAACACCACGGAUGACGACUACGAAGAUGAUCAGGUCUUCGAAGGGGCCUUCUCAAGCGGCGUUCCCACCAGUGUGCAGGACACGGCAUGGACGCCUGUAGGCAACACGUGGUCCGGUCCAACCGAACGACCGUUACAUCCUCCGAGCAGUUACCUCGCAGCUCAACAAGCUCAACGCGGGCUGGGGAUUCCGCAGACUCGACCCCCGCUGACAGCAGGCUCGGCCGAAACGAGCAACACAACUGACACGCAGACCUCCUCGAUCCCUUCCUUCCCGAUGCCCAAUUCGAUCCGCUCUGUCCAACCCAGCGGCACCAUGAGAACACACACAGCCGAUUCACCCACGUUCCACCAACAAGCAACACGAACACCGUUCACUGAACCACGGCAAGAAACCGACUACUUCGGCCACACUCGUAAGCCGAGCACAGGUCGACAGCAACCAGAGAACACCAGAAAUGUUAACACGGACAUGUCAUGGCUCAAUCUUGGCACCCCGAGCGAGAAUCAGAGAGAAAUGUACGUGGAGACGCAUCAAGAGAGCAGCGGGGGCAGUCGGUGA